AUGUUUCAUCAACUCAAGUAUCCUUUAUGGAUUGAAUUUCUCAAAACAAAAGGCGCUAUCGAACGAGCAAUCGAUCUUUUCAUUACUUUUUUGAUAGAAUUGAAUGUUGAUGAGGAACCAUAUGACUACCGUAUCCAUUUAGCAUCAUUUUUGACAGAUCUAGUAUGUGAGAAUAACUAUAUACCCAAUCUUGCAGAGCAAACAAUAAAAAGUUUGUAUGAUAAAUUAAACAAGAUCAUGAAACACUGUCCGCCCGAUUCCGCUGUUACCAUCUUCCGAUGCAUCGUCAGGAUCAACGAUAUCUGGCUCGAUAAAGCCACUUCAGAAGAAAAAACCGCCAGAAUCAAGAGAAUUAUCGACAGCGCGAUAGAACAAGAGAUAAUACGAGGCAUGGCCCUGACAUACGUUCAGAAAUUUGCUGGCAAAAUUAUUCCUUACAGAAAAAUUGUAAAUACACUAACAAAAAGCAAUCCAAGUGAUAUCUACCUUCUACAGACCAUCUACAAGUGCGCAAUAGAUGGAGAUGAGUAUUCCAGGUACUACGCGUUGAAAUUUUUCGCAAGAUAUAUGACAAUUCACAAAUAUCUUAUGAGAACAGCUGCAAAUCUCUUCUUUAGCAUCAUGGAAAGAUUCGAGACCAUUGAAGAAGAAAUAAAAUGGGUUCCUAUCUUUAUUAAUAUGAUAUUUGUUUAUAUUAAACUUGCAACAGACGCUAAUAGGUACAAAGGACGUGUAUUACUACUCUGUUCAAUACUAUCUAGUGAUAUCACUCAAAAAGUUCCUUGGUUGAAAAAUCAAAUUCUUGAUUCAGCCAGUUCUUGUUGUAACAAGUAUCCAACGUGUUCAUUCUUAUCGAAGUUCUUUCCUAUACAUGAUACAUCAUCUCCUGGCUUCGAAAAAGCUCUAAAUAAACUAACAAAUCUGAAAUUUUCCCUGAAAUUCAUUCCUUUCCGUCCAAACUCCCUUUUAUUCAUCGAAGGAUUGAACAUGCACAAGCCCAAGCUCAAAAUAUCAGAGCAGGAGAUCAAAAGUAUCACAGGUGAAGAAUCAUCUUUUGAAUUACGACCACAAUCAAUGAAAUUCGUCAGUAUUGAUUACGGACUGACGAAACAAGACCAGAAACACAAUAUAGAAGACUUAGAAGAGUUCAUUUCGCAAACGCAAGACCAAUUUAAACAAAUCAGAGACACGAUGAUGUCAAAACAUUAUCCAGAUCAUAAUAAUUUCCAUCCGAGUUUGAGAUCAAAAAUUAUGUCAGUUAAUAUUGUUUUGAAAGAAAAUGCCAAAAAAAUUUAUCAUUACCAGAAAUAUGUGAUUGAUGAAUUCAUUGAUAUUGCAAGUGAGAUUAUUGAUGUUUCUUCGAAGCACAGGUAUUUAGUUGCCAACAUCAAAUCGAUGACGAAAAUCAUGCAAUCUUUGUUACUUAAUUCUAAUGAAUAUUUGACUUUGAAAAGAGAAAAAAAUAUAAUUAGCAGAUACGCCAUAAAUUUAUCUUCUCAAUCCAAAAAAUAUAUAAUGGAAAAUCCGCAAACAUCUGUAUAUAACUCAUUCCAAACAGGACAACGUUCUGCUAACAUAAAAAUACAUUAUUUGGCACCAGGAGCUUUGGAUGAAAAUAUUUCUGAAUAUGUCAGAAAAAUUUGUUUAGAAAAUGGUCAAAAUUUGUCAGAUUUUGUCAAAACACAAAACGUGACAUCAUUAGUUUCUGACACAUAUGCAUUAUCAUUUGUUAUUAUUGAAGAUGUUAAUUUAGAUAGAAAUUCUGAUUUGACAGUUCCGAUUAUUGUAAAUUCAUUAUUUAGAUACGCAUUUGAUAAUGCUUAUAAUGAUGAAUCUAUUCUUAAUCGGUAUAAAGAAGAGGAUGGAAGGUUUUUGUCGAUUUGUCCAAAAAUUUUGAGUAUUGAUAUAAAUAACCUUAAAAUUCGACCAGAAAUCAUCAGAAAAAUUUCGGUUUUUAAGACAGUGAAAGGAUUAUUGGCAUCAUGUCAUCAUUCUUUGUUCCACACGAUGAGUUAUUCUAAUCCUGUUGAUAUUUCUUUCGAAUUGUACAAAGCAAUCUGUCAAUUACCGAAUCUGGCGAAUAAUCCAACAUUGACUAACGAAGAAUCAUCAUGGUUCUUGUUGUUUUUGAUUUGUAAUGAUCCUCCGCCAAAUGUUUUCUCUAUUUCCAAGUUUUUGAAGAAAUUCGAACAAACUGUUACUUCUUUGGAACUUAUUGUAUCAAUGAAUAUCUUUCAUAGAAGUAUUUCUCUAGCUUUUGAGAAUUUUAUAUAA
Molecule: messenger RNA, 2274 nt
Organism: Trichomonas vaginalis G3
Lineage: Eukaryota; Parabasalia; Trichomonadida; Trichomonadidae
Exons: 1
Coding region: 1-2274 (757 amino acids)
Source: RefSeq, a predicted model, not a curated record